This is a messenger RNA of Gossypium arboreum, 664 nucleotides long. RefSeq lists its product as uncharacterized. Bases 46 to 372 code for a protein of 108 amino acids. The transcript has 2 exons. NCBI's taxonomy places the organism in Eukaryota, Viridiplantae, Streptophyta, Magnoliopsida, Malvales, Malvaceae. The record is from RefSeq and is a predicted model, not a curated record.
UUUCGAUAUUACUCCAAAAUAGUUAAUGGUUAUACUCUGAGUAACAUGGACUCCCUAGAAAAUGCCGAUAUUCGCAUCGACGCGUUUGAUUUCGAAGGUGAUGAAACAAGUGAUUCCGAAGAUGAUGAAACUACUGCAACUCAUCUUUUCAGUGAUGAUGAAAUAAAUGCAACUCGUCUUAUUCAAGGAAUUUGCAAUGUUCGGUCUCUAACCUUAGUCAUUGAUGGACUGAUUCCCCCAACAAGUCCAUUUCCUAUGUUUGACAACCUUAUUGAAUUCAAUUUUUAUGGGAGAGAAACUUGGCUUGUGGAGUUUCUAUAUUGUGCUCCUAAUCUAAAGACACUUAAAUUCAGUUUUUCGGUAUGUACGUAAGUCUUUGUUUAAGCAUGUGUAUUUGUUGCAAUUGAUUGUUUUAGUGUUGGUUAUAUCCACAGUUACGAUAAACUUGAAAGAAAUCGGUAGCAUGCGAGAUCACCUAAAUUCAUGGUACAAAUCAAAUAACUUUUCUUCUUUUGUCAUGAGUUUAGGAUGUUGUAGGAACUCGGUGGAAGACUUUACUUACAGAAGUUCCUUCUUGUCUGUUAUUUCACCUCAAGGAGAUUGAGAUGCAAAUUUCAUACUCUGAGAGGCAUAUAUGAUUAGUUAUUUCUUCGAUAAUGCAAUA